ACAGGCAUUGUGUGUAGAGGAGGCGCUGGCUUCUCUUACCCCUGUCCGGCGAUGAUGUCAUCAUUCACUGAUAUGGCAGUGCGAGAGGCAACUUGUAACAAAUUUUCUUGAGAAUCGCUGCGGAAUAGCGAUGUUUCAUGCGAUAUUCGGACGUAGAAAUUCCGAAACAGUGCCACAGUCACCGCUGCAGUUACAAAGACAGCGGCAAGUCGCAACAAUUCGUUCUUGGUGUCCAAAUGUUGUUGAAGUGCAGCCAGACCAAGAAUACCACCUUAAUUUUGUUGCAGGAAAUGUUCCUCUGACAUUAGAAAUUUGUCUGCCCUCCUCCUUUCCACAUGAAUCACCAGAGCUCAAGGUUUCCCCACCUGUGGAACAUCCACUGCUGGACGAAGAGCAACACGUUACUGGUGUUCCUGCCUUGACUGCAUUCUCAAUGCAUGCUGAUUUGGGAAGGAUAAUUAAUGGAAUCGUGACAGAGUUCCUCAACCACCCACCAACACCGUGCACAAACUCAGGAAAAAAUGUUCCAGUGGCACUGCCGUCCACUUUUCAGAAAGGAUUUGUGGAGCAGAAUCACAGGCCAGUUCAGCAACCUUUCACAGUAUCAGGCUCGAAGCUGGGCUCUCAAUUUCUUCAGCUAGAUCAGCUCAGUGUGACACAGCUGGAAGAACUCUCCAGAGACGAGAAGAAACUCUCUGAAUUUGUAGAGCAGCUACCAGAGGUCCUCAGGGCAUCAGAAAUAAAGAACCAAAUGAUGUGCCAGAACGAAGCACUUGCAAGAAAAAACUUGGCACUGAAGCCAGCCAUAGAACAAAGGAAAAGUGACCUCCUGGCUAAGGCUAGGUCAAAGUCAGAGCCUUCCAGUCCUAGCACAGACCGUGGUCCUAGUUACUCACUCUCAUCCAUGCAACAUGCCGCUAGCUGUGGCAGGCAGACCGGACUCCCCUUUCCAUCCAACGUCACUCCUCCUCCUCCUCCUCCUCCUCCUCCUCCUCCUCUGCAUUCGUGUGAGCUUCUCAGUUUUGUCGUUUCGUUUCGUUUCGUUUCGUUCAUUGCGGGUGAACAACGCACAGUCCCUGACCUUGGAGCGGAAGGUGGCACUUGUCAAAGGCCUGGAGUUCAUCAAGCCAUUAUCGUGAAAGCCAUUAUCUGUUUCGUUCAUGCAGGUUUCUGGUCUUCUACCGCCGUACCGGAGCCAGCAGACGAGUUCAAUGGCUGUGAUGAAUUGUGCAACGACGUGAUGCGCCUCGCAUGUUGUGGGGAGAGCGUUGUUAAGUUAAUGCUCAAUUCUUUUUUGUAAACGUUGGUUGCACAGUUGAGCGUUAAAUUUAAGUUAAGGACCAUUGAUCUUGGUUCAAGUGUUAAUUGGUGUUGGUAAAACCGGGCCUUAGAGGACUUGAACAUUGAGGACUUUGCGCUUUGCGAUGGCGAUGUUCUAGUAAGCGGGGAACUGAGUGACACGGUAGUAACGUGACGGGAGGAGCCUCUCAUGCGUUGCAUUGAAGUGCUUGAAGAUGCUUUCUUGCUCCCAG
Molecule: messenger RNA, 1532 nt
Organism: Ornithodoros turicata
Lineage: Eukaryota; Metazoa; Arthropoda; Arachnida; Ixodida; Argasidae
Product: vacuolar protein sorting-associated protein 37A-like
Exons: 9
Coding region: 131-1300 (389 amino acids)
Biological process (GO): ubiquitin-dependent protein catabolic process via the multivesicular body sorting pathway; protein targeting to vacuole; protein targeting to membrane
Cellular component (GO): ESCRT I complex
Source: RefSeq, a predicted model, not a curated record